AUGCAUAGCAGAAAGCCCACCCAUUGUGUGUGUGUUGUGGAUUGGGAGCAUUGCGGGGCAGACACGGCCUUCGUUGGCAGAGCUCCGUCCUCUGAGCUCUCCGACCAUGCAUUCGCUUCUUCUCCUCGCCUCGUGGAAGUUAUUCCAGAAAUUGUUGAAAUUGUGGGACUUCAUUCAUGUAUUCAUUCUGCGGAUACGUUUGAAUUUGGAUGUGACGUUAAAACGGUAUCACUGAUACCAGCAAUAAGCCCAAUAACUUAUUGAUCUCUGCCGGGAGCUUCCGGAAUGAAUCGAGAUUGGGAGGAAGCUCUUCACCCAACUGUAGAUGCUUUUUCAAUGCAAGCAUCAAGUAUUGCACGAUGA
Cercopithifilaria johnstoni is the source of this 363-nucleotide messenger RNA. Lineage: Eukaryota; Metazoa; Nematoda; Chromadorea; Rhabditida; Onchocercidae. The record is from the annotation of a GenBank genome assembly.